AUGCGGAUCAGCAGGUUGAGUAGCGAGAGUCGCUACUUCAGUGACAUCACCAGGCAUGAGACCCAAGACAGAUUGAGGGUACAUAUAACUGAUGCGGAUAAGAAGAGGUGGGAAGUUCCUUACAACUUACUUGCAAGAGAACAGCCUCCCCCUUUGAAGAAAUCUCUUGGAAAAAGCAAAGGGGAGCUCUUCACAGCCUCUGAGUAUUCAGGAAAUGAGCUCAUUUUCAGCUAUACAUCAGACCCAUUUUCAUUCUCAGUUAGAAGGAAAUCAAAUGGUCAGACUCUUUUCAACACAAGCUCAGAUGAGUCAGAUCCUUAUGGGAACCUGGUGUUUAAGGACCAGUAUCUUGAGAUAUCUACAAAGCUGCCUUUAAGUGCUGCAAUCUAUGGGCUUGGGGAGAACACCCAGCCAAAUGGGAUUAGAUUGCAGCCAAACGAUCCUUACACCAUCUACACCACUGAUAUUUCUGCCAUCAAUCUCAAUAUGGAUCUGUAUGGGUCCCACCCUGUUUAUAUGGAUUUGAGGAAUGAGGGGGGAGAGGCUAAUGCCCAUGGUGUUCUGUUGCUGAAUAGUAAUGGAAUGGAUGUGUUCUAUAGGGGAAGCUCUUUAACAUACAAGGUGAUAGGAGGGGUGUUUGAUUUUUACUUCUUUGGUGGACCAACACCACUGGCUGUGGUUGAUCAGUACACUGCAUUUGUUGGGAGGCCUGCACCCAUGCCUUACUGGGCUCUAGGUAUGCUCUCUUUGUGA
Messenger RNA from Magnolia sinica, 753 nucleotides. Its product is annotated as alpha-xylosidase 1-like. Gene Ontology annotation, molecular function: hydrolase activity, hydrolyzing O-glycosyl compounds; carbohydrate binding. The transcript has 2 exons. The coding region runs from base 1 to 753 and encodes 250 amino acids. Gene Ontology annotation, biological process: carbohydrate metabolic process. The record is from RefSeq and is a predicted model, not a curated record. NCBI's taxonomy places the organism in Eukaryota, Viridiplantae, Streptophyta, Magnoliopsida, Magnoliales, Magnoliaceae.